CCUGAGGGGAUACAAGACUGGGACCAAGACAUUUAGGUCCCCAAGAGGGAGUGUGAACAUAAGUCAGAGAACUGCAUUGAGAAUCACAUUCCGGGUCCCCCAAAGGAAGCGAGUCACGGCGCCUGAGUCCCUCAGGGAGCAGAUGCUGGGUGCCAGGAGGCUAAGUCUGUGUGUCUGCAGGGCACAGCGGCUGUUGAACGGGGUUCUAAGCAGAGCAAACGCUGGGGAACAGGAUUCCUAGGUUCUGACGGGGUGAGGGCUACCACCUGGGGCCAGCAGAGGUGUAGACACGGGCAGGCUUCCCGAACGGGGUGGGAGCUGCAUGCCCGGAUGCCAUGGUCCCCACGGCGACCAGAACAGGAAAAUUCAGAACCCCUGGAUCCUCAGGGAGCAGCUGGAGUCCCAGGAACCCGGGGUGCCGAGGACGGGGCGACGAGCCUGGCCGGCAGAACCCAGAGGCUGGGGCGCCCGGGUCGGGGAGGGCCCGGGUAUUCCCGGGUCAAAGGCGCGGCGGGGGGGAUCCCCGCGCUGCCUGCGCCCCCUCCCUAGUGGCGGCGGCGGGAGGUGGGGGGAGGCGAGGCUGCCGAGCGCGCUGACCAUGGACAGCUCCAGAGCGGGCCUGUGUCCAGGGCGGCCGCCGAGCCUGCUUGGACCGUGGGACGCGGCCGGCUGUGCGAGCCCGAGGCUGGCGACGGGAGACGGAGUGUGCGAAGCGGGGACGAUGCGGACGCGCCUGGGGAGUCUGGCACCGCCGCGGCGGGUGUCUGGAGCUCCCAGGACAGGGAGACUGACAGACGGCGACGAGCGGCCAAUGGAAGAAAGCGUCGGCGCCGGCCGGCGACUAGACCCCGCCUCCACACCGGCCGGGAGGGGUCGCGCGGGCGGAGAGCGAGAGGCGGGGCAAAAGAGGCCGCCCACUGGCUCAGGCUGCGUUUCAGGACUCUGGAGGAAGGGACUUGGCCUUCGCCCUCAGACGCUCUUAAGGGUAGGCGGCGUUGUCCUCAGUUCUGCCCCAGCACUCAGACCCAGACUGGGUCCCGGCCUCCGCCCUCCGCCCUCGGACUAGUCUCUUGGAAGCCGGCCUGUCUCCGCCUUCAGACCUAGGGAGAGGUCUUAACCUCUGUUCUCAGACUCUGGAAAAGGCUUCUCGAGGGCUUGGCCUGACCUCAGCUCCUCGCAUUCCCUCCACAUCUCAAGACACCAACCCAGGGAUGCAGGACAGACACACAGACACUCAGUGAGAGUCAAAUAUCUUUAAAUAAAGUGCCAGGGACAAUAAAUACUGUACAGGAAGAGAGUGCACGUGAA
Molecule: messenger RNA, 1308 nt
Organism: Symphalangus syndactylus (siamang)
Lineage: Eukaryota; Metazoa; Chordata; Mammalia; Primates; Hylobatidae
Gene: C13H19orf73
Product: chromosome 13 C19orf73 homolog
Source: RefSeq, a predicted model, not a curated record